CCUCUCCACACCAACAAUCAGGCAAGAACCCCCUCGGACACAUCCACAAGCACACAAUGGCUACUGCUGUCGAGACUGUUACCCCCAUCUCCGCCCCGAUGGUCGAAGAAGCGCCUGCGCCCGCGUCGCAAGAGGUCAAGACAAGCAAUGCAGAGGCGGCGACAGAGGCCGAGGCUGAGGUCGAGGAGGUUGAGCAGCAAGAGGAGGUCGACGACGAGGCCGGCUCGUCAUCGCCGUCCAACAAGCGCAAGCGCUCGCCGCGCAAGGCAGCCGAGAAGGCCCGCCAGUCGCUGAAGCAGAGCGCUGACGACAACAACGACGAUGACGACGAUGACGACGACAACGACGCAGAUGACGAAAGCGACGGCGGUGAUGACGACGAGGAUGACGAUGAUGACUUUGAUCCCGAGGCCGAAGACGACGAUGACGAGGACGACGACGAGGACGAGGACGCGUCGCCCACGAAGAAGCAGAAGACGCUGUAAAGUAAACGCAGCAAAGCCUCA
Messenger RNA from Thecamonas trahens ATCC 50062, 506 nucleotides. RefSeq lists its product as uncharacterized. The transcript is spliced from 2 exons. The record is from RefSeq and is a predicted model, not a curated record. Lineage: Eukaryota; Apusomonadida; Apusomonadidae. Bases 57 to 485 code for a protein of 142 amino acids.